This is a messenger RNA of Austrofundulus limnaeus, 945 nucleotides long. RefSeq lists its product as uncharacterized. The record is from RefSeq and is a predicted model, not a curated record. NCBI's taxonomy places the organism in Eukaryota, Metazoa, Chordata, Actinopteri, Cyprinodontiformes, Rivulidae.
GCGCUGCGGAGCGGUCUAUGGAGUAGGACGUGGUUUGUGGUAGCUCCUGCCAAUUUCGUUUAUAAUACUUAUUCAACUGUGCUUUUCUUUGUAAACAAAGUCUCUGUCGAUUGUCUUGCACUUUGGUCCCACGUAUAUACUUUUUAUUUGCACCAACAAUGUCGGGAAGGGGAAAAUCUCGUACUAUUCAGACGCAGCUUAAGUCAUGCUCGCAGGCCUCGGCUUCUUCGCCGCCAGACCCAUGUGCUGUGACCGCUCCGACUCAGAUGAACCCGGUUGCCGAUACCCUCAAGCUUGAACUACUGGCAUCUUUGAAAGAAGAUAUCGCUGGCAURAUUAAGAAGGAACUUCAAGAGGUUCUUGGAGAUGCGUUAUCAUCCAUUAAAGCUGAGGUACAGGCUGUGAAAACGCAGCUAGCAAGUGACCAUGCCGCUACUGAUGCUAAACUGGUUAAGCUAACGGCUACGGUGGGGGAUGUGGAGGAGGCGCUCACAGGGUGCACUGACGACAUUACCAGUAUGAAAACUACACUGGAGCGGCUUACGGCUAAGGUCACCAUYUUGGAAGACAAGUGUGAGGACUUAGAGUCAAGAUCGCGCCGCAACAAUAUCAGGAUCAUCGGCGUGGAGGAGGCRGCUGGCUCCUGCUCACCCACCGCUGUGGCUGCYCUGCUGAAGGAAGCGCUCGGGCUGGAAAAGGAACCGCUGGUGGACCGGUCUCAUCGCUCUCUUCAACCCAAACCCAAACCAGGCGAACGACCUCGAGUAAUUGUGUGCAGGCUUCAUUACUACAGUGACUGUCUGGACAUUUUACGUCGUGCCAGGGAGCGCCAGCGGAUUAAAGUCGGAGCCGCGACCAUAUCGAUUUUUCCGGAUCACACUGCUAAGGUCGCCCGGGCCCAAGCAGCCUUCAAUGAGGUGAAGCGGCUACUUCGUGGCAUCGAAG